Cicer arietinum (chickpea) is the source of this 411-nucleotide messenger RNA. RefSeq names its product antifungal protein ginkbilobin-like protein. Gene Ontology annotation, cellular component: plasmodesma. The record is from RefSeq and is a predicted model, not a curated record. Lineage: Eukaryota; Viridiplantae; Streptophyta; Magnoliopsida; Fabales; Fabaceae.
AUGAAUAUGAAUCUCCCUCAAAGACAUGCACCAUUUUUGCUUGUUUUGUUAUGUCUAUGUAAUAUAGCUAAGGGUGUUCCAAAUACCAACAUCAGAAACGUUCUAUGCAACAGUGGUAAGUUCACCAGAGGUGACCCUUUUACUAUUAGUUUAAGCUUUGUUCUUGAAGAUUUAGAGAAUGAAACUCCAACACAAACAAAUUAUGACUAUCUCAACAUUUCACCUUAUCCUAAUGCAUUUGCAUAUGGACAUGCUACUUGCAACCUUAAUUUGACAUCCUUUGAUUGUAAAACAUGUCUUGGUGUUGCUAAAUUGGAUAUGUUUAGCACUUGUCAGACACAAAGAAUUGGGGCUCGUUCUUUGCUCCAUGAUUGUUCAUUAAGGUAUGAGCAAUACCCAUUUGAUGAUUAG